AUGAAGACAGGCCGAGCGCCGACAACCGUGAAGACACACAGGGCGCCCACCACCACGAACGAAGAAGAGCGCCCACCAACACCACCUACACACGGCGACGAGGGCUUAGCACCUUCACUCCGUCCUUCAUCCCUUAUGGCCCAUCACUCCCUCUCCCAUUCCCCCACUCUCUCCCCAUCUUCCUCUCCCUCACUCCCCCCAUUCCCUCACUCCCUCUCCCAUUCCCCCACUCCCUCCCCAUCUCCCAUUCCCUCACUCCCUCUCCCAUUCCCACUCCCUCCCCAUCUCCCAUUCCCUCACUCCCUCCCCCAUUCCCUCACUCCCUCCCCUCUCCCUCACUGCACACCACUCCCCCUCUCCCUCAUUGCCUGCCUAUAUCCCUUCCCUCCCUCCCUCAUUGCCUAUAACCCCUUCCCCCCUCCCUCAUUGCUUACCACCCUUUCCCCUCUCCCUCAUUCCCCACCACCAUCACCUCUUCCUCAUGUCUACCACCUCCCUCACUCCCUCUUCCCUUGA
Laccaria bicolor S238N-H82 is the source of this 516-nucleotide messenger RNA. RefSeq lists its product as uncharacterized. Bases 1 to 516 code for a protein of 171 amino acids. NCBI's taxonomy places the organism in Eukaryota, Fungi, Basidiomycota, Agaricomycetes, Agaricales, Hydnangiaceae. The transcript has a single exon. The record is from RefSeq and is a predicted model, not a curated record.